AUGGCAAAAAUGAGUUUCUCCUCCUACAUAUUAAUACUAACUUUUUCUUUGCUUUCUCAAGGUGUUUCGCCUUCAGCCUCCAAGUCAAUAAGAAAUUUAGAAGAUGACAUGGUAUUUAAAACGCUGAGGCUGGGAAAAGCCUUUCAGAAGGAAGAUACUGAAGAAAAAUCAAUUGUUGUUCCUUCCCUGGAGGAAUAUAAAAAUGAUGAGAGCAAUUUCAUGAAUGAUGAGGAAAACAAAAAUUCAAAGAAUGCAGGUUCCAAACACAAUUUCUUAAAUCAUGGUCUGCCACUGAAUCUGGCUAUAAAACCUUAUCUUGCACUAAAAGGAUCUGUAGCUUUUCCAGCUGAGAAUGAAGUUCAAAAUACUGAAUCAAUACAAGAAAAGAGAGAAAUUGCGGAUGAAGAAAACUCAGCUAAAUUUCCUAUAGGAAGGAGAGAUUUUGACAUGCUCAGGUGUAUGCUGGGAAGAGUCUAUCGACCUUGCUGGCAAGUCUGA
Molecule: messenger RNA, 498 nt
Organism: Eubalaena glacialis (North Atlantic right whale)
Lineage: Eukaryota; Metazoa; Chordata; Mammalia; Artiodactyla; Balaenidae
Gene: PMCH
Product: pro-melanin concentrating hormone
Exons: 3
Coding region: 1-498 (165 amino acids)
Biological process (GO): chemical synaptic transmission; behavior
Molecular function (GO): type 1 melanin-concentrating hormone receptor binding; melanin-concentrating hormone activity
Source: RefSeq, a predicted model, not a curated record